Molecule: messenger RNA, 962 nt
Organism: Hyaloscypha bicolor E
Lineage: Eukaryota; Fungi; Ascomycota; Leotiomycetes; Helotiales; Hyaloscyphaceae
Product: Translin
Exons: 3
Coding region: 69-872 (267 amino acids)
Cellular component (GO): nucleus; cytoplasm
Molecular function (GO): RNA endonuclease activity; RNA binding; sequence-specific DNA binding
Source: RefSeq, a predicted model, not a curated record
UGUCAGCUUCCAUCCCUCAUCGAGAUCCAACAUCUGGGGUGGAAUCGCUGUCCCGCAGGUCGAGUCAAAUGCCAGCUGUUAAGAGACAUCGUGAUGGCGCUGAGAAAGAAAAGGAGGUAGCGGCCUCGCCGUUCAUGCCGAUGUUUGAGUCGUUCCGAGACGAGUUGGAUGAGCAUCAUGACCGGAGAGAAGGCAUUAUAAAGGCUUCGAGAGAUAUCACUGCGGCGAGUAAGAAGAUUAUUUUCUCCUUGCAAAGAGUGCGGACAUUGAAGAGCGACAUCCCUCCCAAAAUUGCAACAGAGAUCAAAGAUCGUGGUGCUGGGAUGCGAAUACAGUUUGAGUCCAUCGCUGCAGACCUCACUGGCAUUAACGCAUGGAGAUAUCAACGUCAAAUCUCGCCUGGCAUCCAGGAGUUUAUGGAAGCAAUCUCAUUCGAGCAUUACCUCCGGACUCAGAAGUUAAUCACGCUCGAGGAGGCUUCAAAGACUUUACCUGCAGGUGUUGAUCUGACUGGUGAUGACUACGUGCUGGGAAUCUUUGACUUGGUUGGGGAGCUUAUGAGGUUUGCUAUUACGACAAUGGCUACAACUGGGACGCUACCUGGAUCGAAAUCUGGUGAGAACUUUGCAGAGGAGCGUGACAUCUUGAUGGAUUUGAGGGUGCUGCGGACUGCUUUCGAGGCCCUGGAUACGACCUCGUGUGGGGGGACGGGAUUAGGAAAGGACGUGGAGAAGAAGAUGGAGGUCAUGAAGACAUGUGUAGAGAAGGUUGAAACUGCGGUGUACGGAAUGAUCAUUCGUGGCAGAGAGAGACCAAAGGGAUGGGUUCCAGACCUAGCAGAUGACAGAGCACCGCCAGUAGAGAGCUAUUAAUAAAGUGCAAAAUACUGGGCUUACUGCUGAGCGAUUUGGCAGUGUGGGGGUUGCCUCAUAUUUCAAUGUCAUCAAUUUGCUUCAAACCCC